Hirsutella rhossiliensis is the source of this 1155-nucleotide messenger RNA. RefSeq names its product FAD binding domain-containing protein. The coding region runs from base 1 to 1155 and encodes 384 amino acids. Gene Ontology annotation, molecular function: FAD binding. The transcript has a single exon. NCBI's taxonomy places the organism in Eukaryota, Fungi, Ascomycota, Sordariomycetes, Hypocreales, Ophiocordycipitaceae. The record is from RefSeq and is a predicted model, not a curated record.
AUGCGGAUCCGUCGCAAGCCCCUGCAUGGCCUGCCCACGGCCAACGUCCGCAUCUCUCGUGGCGACCUGCGGCGCGUUCUGCUCGACGCCGCCGUGGCCGAUGCUGACGACGCCUGGCAACAUAGCCACGUGCGGUGGGGGUCGCAAUGCCAAUGCUUUACGAGACUCGACGACGGUCGGCUGAGGGUCAUCGUCGGCCGUAGGAGGUCGUCGGCCGUUCAACCCCGACAGAUGGCCGGGAAGGGCGAGCUCAACCGUGACGAUGGCGAUGAGAGUCAGAGGCGGGUGUCAGAGGAUCGAGUUUGCGACUUGCUAGUGGCUGCCGACGGGGCCCACAGCAAACUGCGUCCCUUUGUUCGCCCCGGGGACAAGCUGGAGUAUGUCGGCGCUGUCCUGCGCGGCGGCCUGUCGCUAUUCGAAGAGGGCAGCGUGCCGAGUCCCCCGGGCCGCGACUGGGGCUUCGUGGUGUCCGACGGCGGUGUCUCGUGCUUCGUGUCGCCCGUCGAUAGCCGAACCGUCUUCUGGGCCGUGGGCAACCUCGAACGUGACCCGGUGUUGGAGCUCAGGAGUGGGUCGAACCGAGACGACGAGGCAGAAGCAGCCGCGCCGGCGGCCGUCAUCGGGCGCGUCAGAGAGCUCGGCGCCGUCUUUGGAGAGCGCUUUGCGACGCUUACGGCGCGGACGGAGCCCAAGACGGUGUUUUGCACCAACGCGCGCGACAAGCGGCCCUUUGCGCACGACGACAUCUUGGCCCGGGGCUGGCCCGUUUUGUUCAUCGGCGACAGCAACCACGCGCUGAGCCCGUUUGCCGGCUUCGGGGCCAACCUGGCGCUGGCCGACGGGUGGGACCUAGCCGAGCAGCUGUGCCGGGCCAAGGGCGGGUCGCUGGCGGAGGCGGUGGCGGCCUAUGAUGCCUUGAGCGGGCCCCGGGCGAACAGGGUGCUGGCUGCGUCGCGGCGGACGAUGCGGGCGGCACACGGGGCGGGGUGGUGGGCAUGGCUCUACUGGGUUGUGCUCGUGGCCGGGCGGUGCGCUGCAUGGAUCGGGGGGAUGGUCAUGGGGGCGGCUUCUGCGGUGGCUUGCUGGCGGAGCGGAGGGGCGCCCGGGGCGGGGGCCCGUGCUCGGGCCGGGGCGCGGGCCGGGGGCGCGGGAUGA